UAUUUGCUAGCUGAUCUUGCCUUUACUACGUUUUAGAAAAUAAUCUUGCGGUGUCCACUCCAAAAAGGAUCCACUCCAAAAAUUAGAUAAUGCCGUGGUCGUCAUGUCUUGUACCAUAGCCAAAGAUCCCUCUAACAAACGUGCCUUGCUUCCGAAAUUAAAGCGCCUUAUUUUAAUUUAUACAAGUCUGUACCGCUAAUGCCCUUCAUAAGAAUAAACAAUUGUUUUAGAACAAGGAAAUAUGCCGAUCCGUCGGUUUGGGAGCAAGGGGAGGAAACUUUUUAAUUAAAACAUGCUCUUUAGAAUCCAUCGUUUAUUGAAUAUUUUCACGGUCAAAACAAUUAAGAUCGAUUUAAUGCCUCCAAUUUAAAUAAAACAGUAGAAAGAUUUAAGUUCCACUUCGGGGGUGGGGGUAUACAAUUGGGGAGGCGGGAGGUGCACCGAGCAGCGCCUGCAGGGAAGCCACCCCAAAAUGCCGGGGAUUUUCCAGGCCUAAUCGACUCUCCGCUCACCGGCGCCGAGUUGAGCAAAUCUGAGCCCGAAGCGGGAUUUUACGGCCGAGCUGGAACGAAGGAGGCGGCGGCAGAAGCGGCAGCUGCAGCAGGAGGGGCUGGCAGGCACCCGCCGCCCUUCCUCUUCGUCCUCCCGUCUGCGGCCCGGUUCGCUCUCCGCCCGGAGGCCUUGAGGCCUGAGGAGCAGGCGGCUCCAGCAACUGCAGCGCCGGUGCCUUCCUUCCGCAUUGCCCUGGUUCUCUCUCGGGCAAGUGACGUGACGUACUGACGGCGGCCCGGCCCGGAGAGCUUGGCCGCUUCCACUGAGCUCGGCGCUCGGCCCCUCCCUCCCCUCCGCUCCCGCCCGCCCCGCCGCAGCGACAUUACCACCGAGCUCGGCCCAGCUACGCGGAGAGAGGCCGCCCAGAGCCCGUUGCCGCCCCGUCCGGUAAGCAGCGCGGGACAGGCCCGAGCUAGGCCUUCACCCCCACACAGAACCAGGCCUCGGCGCCCGCCGUGGUACAGGCCCUGAGAAGGCCGCAGCUAGGCCGCGCCAAGGCUGCGUCCUGCACCAGUGGGCCGUAAGACCGUGCAGGCAGGCCUGGGCGCUCGCUGCUCCACUUCAAGGACGGGGCGAGGUGGAGAGCUAAUGUGAGGUGCACUGGCUGUAGGGGCUGAGGCAAGGGCGAGGGGGCGAGGGGACUAGGCCUGAGUCGGAACAAAAAUGUCUGGGAGGAGGAGACAAGAUGGCGGCGACUUUGUGACUGAUGAAAGUUAAAGGCCAUGGAUGAAGAUGGGCUUGAACUACAGCCACAUGAUCCGCAUGCAUUUUUUGACCCAACAGGAGCUGAUGGAACACAUUUGAAUGGAGAUGAAAUUGUAGUAGAAAUACAGGAGACGGUAUAUGUGUCAGAUGUGGAGGAUUCUGACAUAACUGUUCAUAAUUUUGUCCCUGAUGAUCCAGAUUCUGUAGUUAUCCAAGAUGUCGUUGAGGACGUUGUUAUAGAAGAUGUACACUGCCCAGAUAUCAUGGAAGAUACUGAUGUAUCUCAAACUGUCAUUAUACCAGAACCAGUGCUGGGCACUGAUGUCACCGAAGAAGUGUCUUUAGCACACUGCACUGUUCCUGAUGAAGUUUUAUCUUCUGAGAUCUCAGCAACAGCACUGUCAGUACCAGAGCAUGUACUCACAAAUGAGUCAAUGCACAUACCUGAAAUUGGACAUAUGGAACAUGUAGUGCAUGAUCAUCAUAAUGUUGUAGAAGCUGAAAUUGUUGCAGAUUCUCUGGAAGAGGAUGUAGUUUCAGAAGUAUUGGUAGCAGACUGCGCCUCUGAAGCUGUAAUUGAUGCCAGUGGAAUACCUGUGGGACAUGAUGACAAGGGUAACUGUGAAGACUAUCUAAUGAUUUCCUUGGAUGAUGCUGUCAAGACCGAAAAUGACAAUUCUGGUGAUAUAACUAUAAAAGCUGAAUCCGAAAGUGAUCCUUGUAAAAUGGAUGGUAUUUGUCCAGAAGUCAUCAAAGUCUAUAUUUUCAAAGCUGAUCCUGGGGAAGAUGAUUUGGGUGGCACAGUCGACAUUGUGGAAAGUGAAUCAGAAAAUGACCAUGGGGAGACAUUAAUUAAUCAAAAUAGCAGUGUUCGUAUUCCAAGGGAGAAAAUGGUUUAUAUGACAGUAAAUGAUUCUCAGCAUGAAGAUGAAGAUUUAAAUGUUGCAGAAAUUGCGGAUGAAGUCUAUAUGGAAGUCAUUGUAGGAGAGGAGGAUGCUGCUGCUGCUCACGAGCAGCAAAUUGACGACAGUGAAAUUAAAAGCUUUAUGCCAAUUGCUUGGGCAGCAGCCUAUGGUAAUAACACUGAUGCAGUUGAAAACCGGAAUGGUACAGCCAGUGCCCUCUUGCACAUAGAUGAAUCUCCUGGUCUUGGGAGAUUAGCAAAACAAAAACCAAAGAAAAGGCGGAGGCUAGAAUCUAGGCAAUACCAAACAGCGAUAAUAAUUGGGCCUGAUGGUCAUCCUUUGACAGUCUACCCCUGUAUGAUUUGUGGGAAGAAGUUUAAAUCUAGGGGCUUCUUGAAAAGGCAUAUGAAGAAUCACCCUGAGCACCUUCUUGCCAAGAAAAAAUACCGAUGCACUGACUGUGAUUACACUACAAAUAAAAAGUUAAGUUUGCAUAACCAUCUGGAGAGCCACAAGCUUACCAACAAAACUGAGAAGUUAAUUGAAUGUGAUGAAUGCGGGAAAAAUUUCUCACAUGCAGGAGCUUUGUUUACUCACAAGAUAAUGCACAGGGACAAGGCAGCAAAUAAAAUGUACAAGUGCAAAUUUUGUGAAUAUGAGACAGCAGAGCAGGGAUUACUGAAUCGUCACCUUCUGGCUGUACACAGCAAGAACUUUCCUCAUAUUUGUGUGGAAUGUGGAAAAGGAUUUCGGCAUCCAUCUGAGCUCAAGAAACACAUGCGAAUCCACACUGGUGAAAAACCCUACCAGUGCCAGUACUGCGAGUACAGGUCUGCUGACUCUUCCAACCUGAAAACUCAUGUAAAGACUAGGCACAGUAAGGAAAUGCCUUUCAAAUGUGACAUUUGUCUUCAGAUAUUUUCAGAUACCAAAGAACUGCAACAGCACAUCAUUAUGCAUCAAGAAAGCAAAACGCAUCAAUGUCUGCACUGUGACCACAAAAGCUCAAACUCAAGUGACUUAAAACGACACAUAAUUUCUGUUCACACAAAGGAAUACCCCCACAAGUGUGACAUGUGUGACAAAGGUUUUCAUAGGCCAUCAGAACUGAAAAAACACGUUGCGGUGCACAAAGGCAAAAAAUUGCACCAGUGCAGACAUUGUGACUUUAAGAUUGCAGAUCCGUUUGUUCUAAGCCGCCAUAUUCUCUCGGUUCACACAAAAGAUCUUCCGUUCAGGUGUAAGAGAUGUAAGAAGGGGUUCAAGCUACAAAUAGAACUCAAAAAACACAUGAAAACACACAGUGGUAGAAAAGUUUAUCAGUGUGAGUACUGUGAGUAUAGCACUACAGAUGCCUCAGGUUUCAAACGGCAUGUUAUUUCCAUUCAUACAAAAGACUACCCCCAUCGUUGUGAGUUCUGUAAGAAAGGUUUCCGAAGACCUUCAGAGAAGAACCAACACAUUCUAAGGCACCAUAAAGAUGUUGGCUUGCCAUAAGGACUGCCAGAUGUUAUAAAUUUGGGUUUGGUGUGUGUAAAAUGUUGCUUUCUAGACUGUCAUAUUUUAAAGAGGAUCAUACAAACACAAUACUGUGCAUUUGAUUUUAGUGCUGUAUACAGAUAGGAUUACUGCUUCUAGUUGACUUUUAUACAUUUUGUUCAUUAGUGUGUUAUGAAUUCUCUUCUGUUUGUUUAUUAAAUGAGGAAGGAUGGCAACAAUAAAGUUGCACUGAAUAAAGUAAACCCUGUCUCAUAAUUUUUCAACCACAUUAGUUUUCUGAAAUAUUUACCUUACUGACAUGGUUCAUAGUUAGUGACAAUACUAAUUCAGUUUUGUCAUCAGUUAAAAAGAUUUUUAAUUUGUUCUUAUAUGCAUAAAAUAUUUGGGAAAAAUUAAGGUCAAAAGACAGCAUUGUAUCAUAGGACCCACUUUACUAUCUCAAUUAAAGAGCAUUUAAUAUGUUAAUAUUUAUUCGAGUAGUUAUGCAACAUAACACUACCAUCAUUAUUAGUUAUUUUACACAGUAUUUAAUAUUUCCACACUGAUUAAGAAAUUGAUUGCUGGGAGCAUUCUCUUUGAAUAGGUAUGAAUUUUAAAGGAAAACUUGAGGCACUUCUCCCUAAGUAUUAAUCAUAUGCUUCUCUGCCUUUGGUUCUGUAUUAGAAAUGUAUUUUCAUUUUGAAACUUAUUACUGAUGCAUUGUUGAUAGACAUUUUUUUCAAUUGUUGACAGGACAGAUUGCUCAAUUGUCUGUUAUCCAAAUUAAAUGCAUUUUUGCAAGUUUCUGUGAAACAUUUUGAAAUAUUUGGUAAAUUGCUUUUUAAACUAUCCACUAGCAGCCUUGGACAAUUUUUAAUUAUAUGCUAUUUAGAAGAAGAACAUCAGAUGGGCAAGUAAAGAAUAGCAGCAGAUGUGUUUUUAUGAAGGCUUUGUUUUUCUGUAGCUUUUCUUAUGUUACUGCUAUUACUUCUUUAGGAACACAGAAUGUUUCUUAACUGAGUAAUUUGUGAGAAGUGAGCAGUUCUUCAAACCUAUAAUUUAUCAAGCAUUUACCCAGUUCAUCUUGCUAUCCGUUACAUACUUUCUGAAAGAAUGUUUCAGUUACCACUUGAGCUGCUGCCUGAAAGCUGUUGAAGCAAAACUGUAGCAGUCUGUUUUAUGGCAUGCAAGUGUUCCAUUAAAGUACAAAGUUCAAAAGUUUGACUUCCAAAGCACAUUUUAAUGGAUUUCAUUUUUCAUGUGGUGUCUUGUAUAUUUGCAUUUUUCAUCUCUGCUUUGGAGCACUGGUCAAAUAUAAUGAAAAUAAGAAGCAAGGGCCAAAGGGUAGUUUUCACAUCAUCAUUUCCUCACUUUUCAUCUGUCAUUAGAAACAUGGUUCCCCCAAUAAAUCAGCUGUCAUGCCCUAUGUUACAAGUCCAGGUGAUACAGACUGCAUUCCUUCCAAUAUGCCAGUAUUCCCUAUCUGGUUAAUCAGAAAAAAUUGAGUCGUUCAGACAGCCUGACAUAUGUAAGACAUCAGUGUCUAAAUUUGUACAAAAUGAAAGCUUUCUCUGCUAUGCCAUCUUUAUAUGUAACAGUUUUUAGCAUGUAUAGUGCAUGCUCAUGAAACUCUUCGAAAAGUUGAUAGAAUCAUGCUUAUGACACUUGAUCCAGGAGUAGCAGUGUGCAUUAGGCCAUGGAGCAUCACUUGAUAUAUAAUACAUAAAGCAGCACCUGUAGAGUUGUAUAGAUCUCUCCAACUGUUUGGUACUGUGGAGAAUGUGUGGCUGGACUGAGGCCUUAAAAGCUUGUUCCUUCAAACACUUGCAGUCACUGAUACAAGAGUUCUUGAGAUCCAGCUGUUAGCUAUGUGCCUCUUGUUUUCAAUGAAAUUUUGCCCAAAUUUCAAAAUGUAAUAAAUUAAUUUAAAGUCUAUUUUAAGUGUCCUGAAAUUCCCCGAUUCUUGCUCAAAAGUAUUACCUAUUUUGAAAAAAUGGUUUUCUUGAAUAAUCAUAAUUAAAAACACAAAAACUUGACUCUUUUCUUCCGGUAUCUCCUGCAAUCAUAAACAUUGUUUAAACAUUGUUUUGGAGCAUAAUUUUUGGAACAUAACAAAUUAAGAGUUAAGUCCAGUGGAUUUUGUACAAUAUGUCUGUAUAAAGAUCAAAUGAAAAGUGUAGUUAUUGUUAAUGUACUGACCUUUGUUACAGGCUAUUUUUAAUUAGCCUAUGCGAUAAAAUUGAUGUUUCAGUUCCAUGUUUUAAAUGGUACUUUUUUUUAAAAAAAAAGGACAUAAUAUAAAUAAUUGUUCUGUUAAAAUGUCUAUUAAAUACUAUGUCCCACCCUCUGUACACUUUGUAAAAAUGAGAAAGAAAAUAAAUUCCAUAGACUCAUAGAGUUUUCAUAUAUAGGGUUGUGUGACAUUGUAAUGUGUACUUGAUAAUGUGAAAAAUAAAUAUCAGAUUAUUUUCCUGUUAA
Sphaerodactylus townsendi is the source of this 6119-nucleotide messenger RNA. It is a transcript of the gene ZFX, whose product is annotated as zinc finger protein X-linked. Bases 1275 to 3659 code for a protein of 794 amino acids. Gene Ontology annotation, cellular component: nucleus. The record is from RefSeq and is a predicted model, not a curated record. Lineage: Eukaryota; Metazoa; Chordata; Lepidosauria; Squamata; Sphaerodactylidae. Gene Ontology annotation, biological process: regulation of transcription by RNA polymerase II. The transcript is spliced from 8 exons. Gene Ontology annotation, molecular function: RNA polymerase II transcription regulatory region sequence-specific DNA binding; DNA-binding transcription factor activity, RNA polymerase II-specific; metal ion binding.